This is a messenger RNA of Lontra canadensis (Northern American river otter), 1724 nucleotides long. It is a transcript of the gene ABI2, whose product is annotated as abl interactor 2. The transcript is spliced from 12 exons. Gene Ontology annotation, cellular component: lamellipodium. Lineage: Eukaryota; Metazoa; Chordata; Mammalia; Carnivora; Mustelidae. The coding region runs from base 1 to 1629 and encodes 542 amino acids. Gene Ontology annotation, molecular function: SH3 domain binding. The record is from RefSeq and is a predicted model, not a curated record.
AUGGCGGAGCUGCAGAUGCUGCUGGAGGAGGAAAUCCCGGGGGGCCGCCGGGCCCUCUUCGACAGUUACACGAACCUGGAACGGGUGGCAGAUUACUGCGAGAACAACUACAUCCAGUCAGCAGAUAAGCAGCGAGCUCUAGAAGAAACCAAAGCCUACACCACCCAGUCCUUAGCAAGUGUUGCCUAUCUGAUAAAUACCUUGGCCAACAAUGUCCUACAGAUGCUGGAUAUUCAGGCAUCCCAGCUGCGAAGGAUGGAAUCUUCAAUCAAUCAUAUUUCACAAACUGUUGAUAUUCAUAAAGAGAAAGUUGCAAGAAGAGAGAUCGGUAUUUUGACUACCAAUAAAAACACUUCAAGGACACAUAAAAUUAUUGCUCCGGCCAAUCUUGAACGACCAGUUCGUUAUAUUAGAAAACCUAUUGACUAUACAAUUCUAGAUGAUAUUGGACAUGGAGUAAAGUGGUUGCUUAGAUUUAAGGUGAGUACCCAGAAUAUGAAGAUGGGUGGGCUGCCGCGUACGACACCUCCAACUCAGAAACCCCCCAGUCCCCCCAUGUCAGGGAAGGGGACACUUGGGCGGCACUCCCCCUAUCGCACACUGGAGCCAGUGCGUCCUCCAGUGGUACCAAAUGAUUACGUACCUAGCCCAACCCGUAAUAUGGCUCCCUCGCAGCAGAGCCCUGUGAGGACAGCUUCUGUGAAUCAAAGAAAUCGAACUUACAGCAGCAGUGGGAGUAGUGGAGGAAGCCACCCGAGCAGUCGGAGCAGCAGUCGGGAGAACAGCGGCAGCGGGAGCGUGGGGGUUCCCAUCGCUGUUCCCACUCCCUCUCCUCCCAGUGUCUUUCCAGCCCCUGCUGGCUCUGCUGGUCCUCCUCCCCUUCCUGCUACUUCUGCAUCCGCCCCUGCCCCUCUUGUUCCUGCUACUGUCCCUUCCUCCACCGCCCCAGAGGCUGCUGCUGGGGGGGCCCAGACCCUUGCUGAUGGCUUCACUUCUCCAACUCCCCCUGUUGUUUCUUCCACUCCCCCGACAGGUCAUCCUGUUCAGUUCUAUAGCAUGAACAGACCCGCCUCUCGCCAUACUCCCCCAACAAUAGGGGGCUCAUUGCCCUAUAGACGCCCUCCUUCCAUAACUUCACAGACAAGCCUUCAGAAUCAGAUGAAUGGAGGACCUUUUUAUAGCCAGAAUCCAGUAUCUCUUGCUCCUCCUCCUCCCUCCAUCCUACAGGUAACUCCUCAGUUACCUUUAAUGGGAUUUGUGGCCAGAGUCCAAGAAAAUAUUUCAGAUACACCACCUCCACCACCACCUGUGGAAGAACCGGUCUUUGAUGAAUCCCCUCCCCCACCUCCUCCCCCAGAAGAUUAUGAAGAGGAGGACGCAGCUGUGGUUGAGUAUAGUGAUCCUUACGCUGAAGAGGACCCACCAUGGGCUCCGAGAUCUUACUUGGAAAAGGUUGUGGCGAUUUAUGAUUAUACAAAAGACAAGGAAGACGAGCUGUCCUUUCAGGAAGGAGCCAUUAUUUACGUCAUCAAGAAGAACGAUGAUGGUUGGUAUGAGGGCGUUAUGAACGGAGUGACUGGGCUCUUUCCGGGCAAUUACGUGGAGUCUAUCAUGCAUUAUUCGGAGUAAAGCUCAGCAGGGCUGCGUUUCCCUCGCAGGAACAGUCAGGUCUUCCCAGAUUAGCGAAAGGCCCUGGGGAUUCCCCUCCAGUGAAAUGAAGGAAG